This is a messenger RNA of Guillardia theta CCMP2712, 2217 nucleotides long. RefSeq lists its product as hypothetical. Gene Ontology annotation, cellular component: spindle pole; equatorial microtubule organizing center; gamma-tubulin complex. The record is from RefSeq and is a predicted model, not a curated record. Gene Ontology annotation, biological process: spindle assembly; microtubule nucleation; mitotic cell cycle. Gene Ontology annotation, molecular function: gamma-tubulin binding; microtubule minus-end binding. The coding region runs from base 1 to 2217 and encodes 738 amino acids. The transcript is spliced from 5 exons. Lineage: Eukaryota; Cryptophyceae; Pyrenomonadales; Geminigeraceae.
AUGGUCUACCACGAGGUGCUGUUUGCCCUGCUCGGGCAUCCUGGAUCGAUAGUCUGUGAAGCAGAGGAUGAGAGCAACAAGGGCUACGUGGUCAACAAGCACGCCAAGUUCCUGGCGGACAGUGAAAAGGUGAAAUGGGAGCUGCUCACUCGUAUCGCUGCGAUAGGAUACAACUACUCGGUGAUCAACUCCUUCAUCAAAGAUGUACAGCAAAACAUGGAGGAGGAAAAGCCCAAGGACGCGAAUCACAAAGGGCUCUACUUGAGGGCGUUUGUUUCAGGGCUGAACGAGAUGUUGGACGUGUACCGGUCGACAGUGCUGCGGGUGGAGCAGGCCUUGAUCGAGGACCCUGGCCUGUCGCUGACCUACUUGCUGUCGGAGGCUGCAGACUUUGAGAUCUUGUUUCCCUACGUCAAGACGCUGAUCCAAGACAUCGGCAAGCUCAAAUCCCACGGCUGCCAGAUGCUCGACCUUGUCUCGAAGCACUCCUGCAGCGGCAUCUCGGUUGUCCAGUAUGCGCUGGAGAAGGUCCUUGGGAGGAUGAACAUCGUGCUCUACAGCCAAGUCAGCGCCUGGAUGAUCUAUGGGAUCCUCAGCGAUCCCCAUGGGGAGUUUUUCAUCUCCCCGAGGCAGAGGAGGGUGGAGGAGAGGCAGCUAACGGGAGGCACGAGCCACCAGAGGAUGUCGGGGAAGCACCACGAGGACCAGCUGUUCGAGCUGAACCUCAGAAUGAAGCCUGGAAUCCUGUCAGCCGUCAUGCUCGAGAAGAUCUUGUUCUGUGGGGUGGCGAUGAGGGUCCUGAUGCAGCCCAACACUCGCCCCGAGGAUCGGCCUGAGGCCGAGCAGAUCGGCAGGUUCAACGGUCAGAUGAAGGCGAUCAGCAAGGAAGGCUCAUUUCACCGUAAUAAGUUCGAGUCGCUAGUCGACGAGGUUCACCAGUACCUCUCCAAGCGCCUGUGGCGGCUGGUGGUGGAGCGGGCUCGGCUGCCGCUGCACUUCAAGGCCUUGAAGGACUACUUCUUGCUCGCCCGCGGGGACCUCUACCAGGCCUUCAUCGAGAACACUAGGGGCCUCCUGUCCCUCCCUGCCUCUGACACCGCCGAGCAUGACGUGAACGAGCCGUUUAGGCGAGCAGCGCUGCUGAGCUAUGCGGAUGAGGACGAGAUGUUUGCUCGAACGCGGCUGGUCAUCGGGACCUUGCAAGAACAAGAGAAGGUACAAGGGGACAAGGGGGAGCAAGGGGAAGAGGAAGGGCUUGACAAGCUGCGAAUGGCCUACGAUAUGGAGUGGCCUCUCUCGACUCUGCUCUUCACACCGGAGGUCAUGAAGCAGUAUAACAUCCUGUUCUCCUUCCUCCUCCGCGUCAAGCGCGCGCAGGCUGAACUGCAGUUCGCAUGGCACCAGACGCAGAGCGGGAGGUACGGGAGAGCCAUCAGCAGCGUGCUACACAAGGCGUCGAGCUCGGGAAGACACAUGGUGAACCUGUGGACGGUGAGAGCGGAGAUGGCGUUUCUGGUCAACAACUUGCUCUACUACCUGCAGUGCGACGUGCUCGACGCGCAGUUCGAGAUCGCAAGGAACGUGAUCAGGUCCAGUGACGACUUCGAGACCAUCCGAGCGGCGCACGUGACGUUCCUCGAGAGGAUAUCCUCUGACUGUCUGACGCGGAACAAGCUCGCAUGGCAGACUGUCAACAUCCUCCUGAAGAUUGCGCUGAACUUCGCCCGACGUAUGUCGCAGUGGAAGACGGUAGAGAAGGGGAUCGUGUCUAGCGCAGAGAGCAGGCAGAAGUUCACACUGGGAGAGGCAGGAGUAGGAGGAGCUGAAGGUAAUGGUGGGGUUGGGAUAGGUGGGCUGUCCUACUUGGGAUGUCCGAUCACGGUGAAUGGGGAGCUUAACGUCAUCACAAACUUCAGCGAGGAGGACAGGGAAGUGACUGUGUACAAGCCGCUCAAGACUUCAGUGUCAGGGGACAUGGAGCCUUGUGCCGAGGACCUCAUCGGAGCCCGAUACUCCAUCGAGGCUCCUUCAGUGACAGGAGAGGAGCUGUCGGAGAUCAGGCUGAGGUUCCAACGCAACGCCCUCCUCCUUUUCACCGUCUUGAAGACUUCACAAGCGCACACGACGCCAGUCCUCUCCCAGCUGCUCCUGCGGAUGGACUACAAUGGGUUCUUCGAGCAGAGCAAGGCCAAGUGGCAACAAACAACUUCCAGAUGA